AUUUGUUUGGUUGUCUUCUUCUUUUUUCUUUAUAAUCUAUCCAUGAAAUGAAGAACAAGGGAAGAAGUAACAGUGGUUCUGUAAUUGGGUUUGGGGGUUUUCUGGGUUUUUCAUGGCGGCUUGUAAUUUGUUAGGUGAAGGGAAUAAUGGGAGUAAUGGAAGUAAUGGCAGCCAUGAAAUUAGUCCACUGACGGUGACGACGACAACCAUGUCGAAUAGUAGCAGUGGGAGUAAUCCUUCAGAGAGGAAGAUGGUGAGGAAGAGGAUGGCACUGAAAAUUGUGGACUACCACUGGUUUCCUUGUCGGAGUUUGCCUUCAAAGAAUGUAGUCGGGUGUUCUUUCUUGGCGACGACUAUGGUGGGUAAUGGUGUGGGUAAUGGCGACGACCGGUAGCUGGGCGAACAGAGCACAAGGGCUCAAAAAACUCUGCAGAGUAAAUUCACCAUGAAAUU
This is a messenger RNA of Rubroshorea leprosula, 453 nucleotides long. Lineage: Eukaryota; Viridiplantae; Streptophyta; Magnoliopsida; Malvales; Dipterocarpaceae. The record is from the annotation of a GenBank genome assembly.